CACGCUUGUGUAACGCACGCGUUUACAAACCCGAACUAACUGUCACGGAGAUAAUUCUGCUAUAAUCAGAACAACAUGUCAAUGAUACUGUUACAAAGUUGACUUUACAACUAUUGUGUUAUUUGAUAAAAAGUUAUUGUGUGUGAACAUGAAGUAUAAAACGAAUUUAGUACUAUUUACAUUGUUCGCUGCGAACUUAAUCGACCAGCCGGCGCCCGAAGUGACCAUCGCGCAAGGCAUUUUGAGCGGUAAAAUAAGCGCAGAUGGAACUAUUUUUGAAUACAUAGGCAUACCUUAUGCUUCAACAAACAGUAGCACGAGGUUCAAGGCUCCGGGUCCGCCACCAUCCUGGCAUGGUGUGUUCAAAGCAGUCGACGAGAUACAUUUCUGUCCACAAUCAACACCCAUCGGAGUUCUUGGUUCCGAAGAUUGCUUAAGAAUUAAUGUCUAUGUUCCGGCAUUAGCUAAAAAGCCUUUACCUGUUAUGGUGUACAUUCACGGUGGAGCAUUUUUAUUGGGAGGGGGAGGGAAAUUGUUGUAUGGCCCUGAUUUCUUAGUGAAAAAAAAUGUUAUUCUAGUCACGUUUAACUAUAGAUUAGGAGCGCUAGGUUUUACUUGUUUAAGAAUAAAAGAAGCCCCUGGCAACGCCGGGUUAAAAGAUCAAGUAGCCGCUUUACGGUGGGUCAAAAAAAAUAUAGCAGCUUUUGGGGGGGACCCAAAUAACAUAACUUUAUUUGGCGAAAGUGCCGGUGCAACAUCAACGGCCAUAUUAUUAGCCAGCAACGUUACAGAUGGGCUGAUCAAUAGAGCAAUUAUUCAAAGUGGAUCAUCUACCUCGAAUUGGUCGAUUAACAGAAAUCCUGUCUGGGUGGCUGGCCUUAUAGCUGAAACUUUUGGACUCACAACUAAGGAUCCCUUGAAAAUAUAUGAAUUAUUUUCUAAAAUGUCUUACAAAGAAUUAGUUUCAGCAAAAGUAAAGAAGCCACUUACCAAAUAUUUUGAUACUCAGCUUUUGCAUUUGCCCUGCGUCGAAGAAAUAAUUCCUGGCGAGGAGUCUAUAAUCAAUGACUUACCUUACAAUUUAUUAACAAAAAAAACUAGCAGUGUUCCUUUAAUUUACGGUUCAAACAGUAAAGAGGGAUUCUUUUUAAUAUCCGGAGACACGGAUGAAUCGCUCGAAGAGAGAAACGGACGAUAUUUAUUCGCGUCCGAUUUGCUAUUUCAGUCGGAGGAUGAAGCAGCUAUUGAAGCACAAAGAAUACAAAAGUUUUAUUUCGGCGAUGAUAAAGUAAGCAUGAAAAAAUUAAUGAAUGUGUCAGACAUUUAUACUCACCUAUAUUUCGAAAUACCUCCUAUAUUUGAGACUGAAAUGUUCAUCGAAAAAGCUAAUGCUGUCGUUUAUAACUACUACUUCGAUUAUUCUGGUGGUAGAAAUUUUGUUAAAAAGCGAGCAGGAUAUGCAGAAGAAAAUGGGGCGUGUCAUGCAGAUGAAUUGUUCUAUUUAUUCAAUGCAUUGCUGUUACCUUUUAGAAUUAACAAAAAAGAUAUGGAAUUAAUUGAUACGAUGACAACUUUAUGGACCAAUUUUGCAAAAUAUGGGGACCCUACACCAAAUUCGAAGUUAAACAAUCGACACUUUCGCUGGACGCCAAGCACAAAGAAGCAGAUAAACUUUCUGUAUAUAAACGAUGAUUUAAAAAUGGGACCCAUCCCAAAUCCAAAGGCGUACAACUUAUGGAAAACUGUAUAUGAAAAAUAUCGCAAAUUAAAAGUUGACUAA
Molecule: messenger RNA, 1780 nt
Organism: Papilio machaon (common yellow swallowtail)
Lineage: Eukaryota; Metazoa; Arthropoda; Insecta; Lepidoptera; Papilionidae
Product: esterase FE4
Exons: 3
Coding region: 149-1780 (543 amino acids)
Source: RefSeq, a predicted model, not a curated record